Molecule: messenger RNA, 1070 nt
Organism: Pelobates fuscus (common spadefoot toad)
Lineage: Eukaryota; Metazoa; Chordata; Amphibia; Anura; Pelobatidae
Gene: TSFM
Product: Ts translation elongation factor, mitochondrial
Exons: 6
Coding region: 41-973 (310 amino acids)
Biological process (GO): mitochondrial translational elongation
Cellular component (GO): mitochondrial matrix
Molecular function (GO): translation elongation factor activity; protein binding
Source: RefSeq, a predicted model, not a curated record
UCACCGUGCGCCUUGUCAUUCAUCGCAUGGUGCGCUCAGGAUGGCUGCACUGUCUGGGGCGCUGCGGGCCAAGCUCCUCUUAUGGCAGCAGGCUGGACUCUUUCAUUCGGGUGUCCGAUUGUUGGCAGCAAAUAAGGACCUUCUAGUAAAACUCCGGAAGAAAACAGGUUAUUCGUUUAUGAACUGCAAAAAGGCAUUGGAGAAGUUCAGCAAUGAUCUAAAACAAGCAGAAACAUGGCUGCAUCAGCAGGCUCAGAAAGAAGGAUGGAACAAGGCAUCCAAACUGCAAGGAAGAAAGACUGCAGAGGGACUUGUGGGACUGCUGCAAGAAGGAAACACAGCAGUGAUGGUUGAAGUUAAUUGUGAAACCGAUUUUGUUGCCAGAAAUGUGAAAUUUCAGCAGUUAGUUCAACAAGUGGCAUUGGGGGCGCUGGGACAAUGCCAAAGAGAUGAUCAGAGCUUGUCCUCAUUCAUGAAGGGUUUUAUGGGCAGUGAAGAACUUUUACAGAUGAAAACAGAAGAGUCUUUACUGAAGGACCAGGUAGCUGUGGCAAUAGGAAAGCUUGGUGAAAAUAUGGCAUUGAAGAGAGCUACCUGGGUGAUGGCUCCAUCAGACCUUUUCAUUGGUUCCUAUGUGCAUGGUGCUCUUCCUGUUGCUCUACCUUCCUUGGCCAACAUGUCCUUUGGCAAGUAUGGGGCGCUAGUAAUAUGUCAAGCCGAUCGCAACUUUAAAGGCAAUCUCUCUGAACUUGGUCGCAGGAUGGGCCAGCACGUAGUUGGCAUGAGUCCUCUGUCAUUGGGAUCCCUAGAAGAUGAGUCAAGUGGUGAUACGGAGACCAGAAUGUUGUCCCAGCCCUAUCUCUUGGAGCCCAGCGUAACAGUGGGGCAGUAUAUACAGCCACGAGGUGUACAUGUGCUGGACUUUGUACGAUUUGAAUGUGGAGAAGAAACAGAAGCUGCUGAAGCAAGCUAGUUAUAACUAAUGUAUCUACAUAGAUCUACAUAGUUGUUGAAUUAACAGAUUUACUUUUUUACUCUGCAUUGCAAAAUAAAUCAAAACUGAAAUAUAA